Macadamia integrifolia is the source of this 1818-nucleotide messenger RNA. Its product is annotated as CST complex subunit STN1. Bases 783 to 1286 code for a protein of 167 amino acids. Gene Ontology annotation, molecular function: nucleic acid binding. The record is from RefSeq and is a predicted model, not a curated record. Gene Ontology annotation, biological process: nucleotide-excision repair; double-strand break repair via homologous recombination; DNA replication. NCBI's taxonomy places the organism in Eukaryota, Viridiplantae, Streptophyta, Magnoliopsida, Proteales, Proteaceae. The transcript is spliced from 3 exons. Gene Ontology annotation, cellular component: DNA replication factor A complex; site of double-strand break; chromosome, telomeric region.
CCAGGACUUCUCUCCUUCCCAAAUCUUCUCUGUUACUCUUCUUUCCUAUGAACCUGCGCACGACUCCUCUCUUUCCCUUCUCUGCAACUCUUCUUCAUUGAAUUUUAAUCCUUAUUUGCUACAAGCUCGUGCAACCCCAAUUACUUCGAUUUUCUAUCGUUUUCUGCCACAACCCGCACAAUCCUUAGUUGCUUGACUAGUGGUAGCGUCCCACCAGUCUCUUUCCCUCUCUUUAUAUCUGUCAGUGGUCUUCCUUUCUUGAUCUCCAUCAACAUUGUGAAUUCCUUCUAUUCUUCAGUGAACGCCUUCAAUAUUGGGGUUCAACAAUCACAAAUUUCAGGUUUAGAUUUAAUUUUUCAAGUCGUAGGGUUUAGUGGGUUUUAUAUUUCUGGUUUGAAUUUUCAACCCAUGGAAUGAGAAGACAGCGAUAUUACAGGCUUUGGAAAAUCGGUGCUGUAGAUGAGGAGAGGCUUGAAAGUUGGCGACUUGGAUUCUUUUGUGACUCUAGAAAAGAGUCACAAAGUGACGCCAGCUCCGGCUUCAUUUAAUCUUGUAGGGAAAAUUGGAAGACGGACUGAUUCCAGAGCCCUGAGCAGGUUUUGAUCCCUGCAGAAGGCUGGAUGUACUACUUGCCAUUUUAAAGCUACUUUCGAAACCACUACAAAAAGCAACAGCAUCAGCAAAUUUGGAGCAUCAAGCGUGAAAUCAAACAUACCCUUCUUUUGUGGUUCAGUUCUUAAACCAAAAGGGGGAAAAAAGUGGAGAAGAAAGUAAGAGCUUGAAUGGAUCCGAUGCAGAGUACUUAUGUAAAGCUCCUUGCCUUUGAUUUGUUGUCCCUCUCUUUAAAGUCGUCCUUAUCAUCAUCUUCUUCAGAUCCUAUUUGUUUCUACCGAAAGGGCAGGCCAGUCUUGAGAACUGAAACAUUAGGAGUGGUGGUGAGCCGAGAGCUCAAGUGUAACAAGUUUCUGAAAUUUCUUGUUGAUGAUGGCACUGGUUGUAUCCCAUGCAUCCUUUGGCUCAACCAUCAUCAGUCUCCUUACUUCUCUAGGCACAACCCUUCAGAUGUUAAGCUCCUGGCUGAGAUGGCUGCCAAACAUGCAUCAGAUGUCCAAUUGGGUGUCCUUGUUAGAGUGCGUGGUCGAAUCACUGCCUAUAGAGGAAAUUUGCAGAUUACAGUCUCCGAUGUUUUCAUUGAAAGGGAUCCUAAUGCUGAGAUCCUGCAUUGGUUGGAUUGCAUGAAAUUGGCUUCCAAGUGCUAUGAUGCUCCCACACACCGAAUUUGCUAGGACAUCAACACCAACAAUGAAUGAGAACUUCUCAUCCAUUAAGCCUCUCGUGUAAAUGAAGAAAGAGGAAGAGUGGUUAACGUGUGAAUUGCUAUUGAAGAACCAGACAGUCGUUUUAUCUGUGCUACUUAUGUACUGAAUGCUGAAGACAGAAAAUGGGACUUGGUAUGGAUUAGAAUGUAGCAUCAAUGCUUGAGUUAAUGGAAACAGGAACCAGUUCAUGUCCAGCAACUGUGCGAGUUGGAGAUAGGUAAGGAAUAGAUCUGUCCUUUUAUUGGGCUGCUGAUGUCCAGCAACUGUGAGGGAUUAGAGAUUGAGAGGAUUAAGGAAGGAAAUAUGCUCAGCUGCAUAGGACUUUUCUAGUAUUGGUUUGGCUGUACAUGAGUAGAGGCUUCUCUCUCUCUCUCUCUCUCUCUCUCUCUCUCUCAUAUUUUGUAUUGCAAACAGGUUGAUCUGCACACAACAAAUGGAAAAAAAAAAUUAAGGUUCUUUCUGAGCCUUACUCAUUUCUCUUUCACAAUGUUGGAUUCAA